GCCCCGCCUCUUCCGGGCUCCACGGCGGGCUCGCUUUCGAGAACCUCUGGACCCGGGAUCGUGGAUUCCACGUGCGUAUUGCUAUCACGCGUCAGUCCUGACACCUUGUCUGCCACACCCUUUCGCCACCCUCUCCAGGAACCUAACUCCUCUCUCCAGUACGGGACACCUGCAGAGAUGCCCUCAGUCCUUCACUUCUAUGUCCGUCCCUCUGGCCAUGAGAGGGCGGCCUCUGGACACACUCGGAGGAAGCUGCAAGGGAAAUUGCCAGAGCUGCAGGCUGUCGAGACCGAGCUGUGCUACAACGUGAACUGGACAGCGGACUCCCUCCCAAGCGCCGAGGAGAUGAAGAAGCUCACGUGGCUCUUUGGCUGCCCCUUGUUACUGGGUGAUGUUGCCCAGGAGUCCUGGCUCCGUUCUGACUCCAGCGACCUACUGCUGGAGGUCGGGCCCAGGCUGAACUUCUCCACCCCAGCCUCUACCAAUAUCGUGUCCGUCUGCUGGGCUGCGGGGCUGGGGGCCGUGGAUCGCGUGGAGACUACCCGGCGCUACCUGCUCUCGUUUGCCAAGCCCCCUUCCUCUGAGACGAAGACCUUGGCUCUGGCUACCCUGCAUGACCGGAUGACAGAGCAGCACUUCCCGCGGCCCAUCCAGAGCUUCUCCCUUCGGAGUAUGUCAGCGCCUCUCAACGGCCAGAUCGACAUCCUGGCAGAGGGCCGGCGUGCCCUGGAAAAAGCCAACCAGGAACUAGGCCUGGCCCUAGACUCCUGGGACCUGGAUUUCUACACCAAACGCUUCCAGGAGCUAAAGCGGAACCCCAGCACCGUGGAGGCCUUCGACCUGGCUCAGUCCAAUAGCGAGCACAGCCGACACUGGUUCUUCAAGGGCCAGCUCCACAUGGAUGGGCAGGAGAUGACGCACUCCCUGUUUGAGGCCAUCAUGAGCACUCAGGCGUCCUCGAACCCCAACAACGUCCUCAAGUUCUGUGACAACAGCAGUGCAAUCCAAGGGAAGGAAGUCCGAUUCCUACAGCCCGAGGACCCCACGCGACCAAGCUGCUUCCGGCAGCAGCGGGCGCUGAGACAUGUCGUCUUCACGGCGGAGACCCACAACUUCCCCACAGGAGUAGCCCCCUUCAGUGGGGCGACCACAGGCACCGGGGGCCGGAUCCGAGAUGUCCAGUGCACGGGCCGUGGCGCCCACGUGGUGGCUGGGACUGCUGGCUACUGCUUUGGAAACCUGCACAUCCCAGGUUACAAUUUGCCCUGGGAGGACCCAAGCUUCCAGUAUCCUGAGAACUUUGCCCGACCCCUGGAGAUCGCCAUUGAGGCCAGUAAUGGGGCUUCUGAUUACGGCAACAAGUUCGGGGAGCCAGUGCUGGCCGGCUUCGCCCGCUCCUUGGGCCUCCAGCUCCCGGACGGCCAGCGGCGUGAGUGGAUCAAACCCAUCAUGUUUAGUGGGGGCAUUGGGUCCAUGGAGGCUGAGCAUGUGAGCAAGGAGCCCCCAGAGCCAGGCAUGGACGUUGUAAAGGUUGGGGGUCCCGUCUACAGGAUCGGAGUCGGGGGUGGAGCCGCCUCGUCUGUGCAGGUGCAGGGAGACAAUUCCAGUGACCUGGACUUUGGGGCUGUGCAGCGGGGAGACCCGGAGAUGGAACAGAAGAUGAACCGUGUGAUCCGGGCUUGCGUGGAGGCCGCCAGGGGGAACCCCAUCUGCAGCCUCCACGACCAGGGUGCCGGUGGCAAUGGCAACGUCCUGAAGGAACUGAGUGACCCGGCUGGAGCUGUCAUUUACACCAGCCGCUUCCAGCUCGGGGACCCGACCCUGAAUGCCCUGGAAAUCUGGGGGGCCGAGUACCAGGAGUCGAAUGCUCUUCUGCUGAGGCCCGUGGACCGAGACUUCCUCAGUCAUGUCAGCGCCCGGGAGCGCUGCCCAGCUUGCUUUGUGGGCACCAUUACGGGAGACAGGAGGAUCGUGCUGGUGGACGAUCGCGACUGUCCCGUCGGAAGAAAUGGCGAAGGGGACGCCCCCUCGCCCCCGACCCCUGUGGACCUGGAGCUGGAUUGGGUGCUGGGCAAGAUGCCUCGGAAGGAGUUCUUCCUGCAGCGGAGUCUCCCCAUGCUGCGGCCUCUGGCCUUGCCCCCGGGGCUGAGUGUGCGCCAGGCUCUGGAGCGCGUCCUGAGGCUGCCUGCUGUGGCCAGCAAGCGAUACCUCACCAACAAGGUGGACCGCUCCGUGGGCGGCCUGGUGGCGCAGCAGCAGUGCGUUGGGCCCCUGCAGACCCCUCUGGCCGACGUGGCGGUUGUGGCAUUGAGUCACCAGGAGCUCGUAGGGGCUGCCACCGCUCUAGGAGAGCAGCCGGUCAAAAGCCUGCUGGACCCCAAGGUUGCCGCCCGACUGGCUGUGGCCGAAGCCCUCACCAACCUGGUGUUUGCUCUGGUCACCGACCUCCGGGACGUGAAGUGCAGCGGGAACUGGAUGUGGGCGGCCAAGCUCCCGGGGGAGGGCGCGGCUCUGGCCGACGCCUGCGCGGCGAUGGUGGCGGUGAUGGCGGCCUUGGGUGUGGCGGUGGACGGUGGCAAGGACUCCCUCAGCAUGGCCGCCCGGGUCGGCUCUGAGACCGUGCGGGCCCCCGGGUCGCUGGUCAUCUCGGCCUAUGCUGUCUGUCCGGACAUCACAGCCACCGUGACCCCGGACCUCAAGCGUCCUGGGGGCAGAGGCCGGCUGCUGUUCGUGCCUCUGAGCCCCGGGCAGCACCGGCUGGGGGGCACAGCCCUGGCCCAGUGCUUCUCGCAGCUGGGCGAGCAGCCCCCGAACCUGGACCUUCCCGAGAACCUGGUGCGUGCCUUCCGCAUCACACAGGGGCUGCUGCGAGACCGUCUCCUCUGCUCAGGCCACGAUGUCAGUGACGGGGGCCUCGUCACCUGCCUGCUAGAGAUGGCCUUUGCUGGGAAUUGUGGGAUAGAGGUGGACGUGCCUGCCCCUGGGGUCGAUGCGCUGCCUGCAUUGUUCGCUGAGGAGCCGGGCCUGGUGCUGGAGGUGCGGGGGCCCGACCUGGCCCAGGUGCUGAAGCGCUACCGGGACGCCGGCCUGUACUGCCUGGAGCUGGGCGCCACGGGCGACGCCGGGCCCCACGCCCUGGUGCGAGUGUCCGUGAACGGGGCUGUGGUUCUGGAAGAGUCUGUGAGGCAGCUGCGAGCCCUCUGGGAGGAGACGAGUUUCCAGCUGGACCGGCUGCAGGCCGAGCCGCGCUGUGUGGCGGAGGAAGAGCAGGGGCUCAGGGAGCGGACGGGGCCCACUUACCGCCUGCCCCCAGGCUUCCCCAAAGCUUCCGUGCCCCGAGAGCCUGGCGGUCCCAUUCCCCGAGUUGCCAUCUUGCGAGAGGAGGGCAGUAACGGAGACCGCGAGAUGGCGGACGGCUUCCACUUGGCCGGGUUCGAGGUGUGGGAUGUGACCAUGCAGGACCUCUGCUCUGGGGCGAUCGGUCUGGACACGUUCCGCGGCGUGGCCUUCGUGGGCGGCUUCAGCUAUGCGGAUGUCCUGGGCUCUGCCAAAGGGUGGGCCGCUGCUGUGACCUUCCACCCGCUAGCUGGGGCUGAACUGAGACGUUUCCGAAAGCGGCCCGACACCUUCAGCCUGGGCGUGUGUAAUGGCUGUCAGUUGCUGGCUCUGCUGGGCUGGGUAGGAGGUAGCCCCAGCGAGGAGGCAGAGGGGACAGGCCAGGACUCCUGGCCGGCCCAGCCGGGCCUCCUGCUUCGCCACAACCUGUCUGGGCGCUUUGAGUCCCGCUGGGCCAGUGUGCGGGUGGGUCCUGGGCCGGCCCUGAUGCUUCGAGGGAUGGAAGGAGCUGUGCUACCCGUGUGGAGCGCUCAUGGCGAAGGUUACAUGGCUUUUUCUUCUCCGGAACUCCAAGCCCAGAUUGAGGCCAGGGGCUUGGCUCCGCUGCACUGGGCCGACGACGACGGGAACCCUACAGAACAGUAUCCCCUGAACCCCAAUGGGUCCCCAGGGGGCGUGGCUGGUGUCUGCUCCCUCGAUGGCCGCCACCUGGCCCUCAUGCCUCACCCUGAGCGGGCUGUGCGGCUUUGGCAGUGGGCGUGGCAGCCUCCUCCCUUUGACACUCUGAGUACCUCCCCCUGGCUCCAGCUCUUCAUCAACGCCCGAAACUGGACCCGGGAGGGGGGCUGCUGAGCAGGGGGGCGUCGUGGGGGGCACCCGGGCCCAACGGUCUCAGCCUGCCCCAUCCCCAUCUUCAGAA
Messenger RNA from Leopardus geoffroyi (Geoffroy's cat), 4255 nucleotides. It is a transcript of the gene PFAS, whose product is annotated as phosphoribosylformylglycinamidine synthase. Gene Ontology annotation, biological process: 'de novo' IMP biosynthetic process. Gene Ontology annotation, molecular function: phosphoribosylformylglycinamidine synthase activity. The transcript has 28 exons. The record is from RefSeq and is a predicted model, not a curated record. Bases 178 to 4188 code for a protein of 1336 amino acids. NCBI's taxonomy places the organism in Eukaryota, Metazoa, Chordata, Mammalia, Carnivora, Felidae.